Oncorhynchus tshawytscha (Chinook salmon) is the source of this 1847-nucleotide messenger RNA. RefSeq names its product synaptobrevin homolog YKT6. Gene Ontology annotation, cellular component: Golgi apparatus. Gene Ontology annotation, biological process: endoplasmic reticulum to Golgi vesicle-mediated transport. NCBI's taxonomy places the organism in Eukaryota, Metazoa, Chordata, Actinopteri, Salmoniformes, Salmonidae. The record is from RefSeq and is a predicted model, not a curated record. The coding region runs from base 267 to 863 and encodes 198 amino acids. Gene Ontology annotation, molecular function: SNAP receptor activity. The transcript has 8 exons.
GAGGCGGUGUUGCAUUCCGGAACAAUUAUCCUGUGGGACAUUGCUUAUAUCGUGACGUGGUUGGAGUGAUAGAAAUAAACUACAUUAGUGAACGAUCUGUAGUUAUGGACUAAUUCAGUUGGUAUUUUAUUCUCAACAUAUGUCAAACAGUGCAGUCUUAUCUGGCAUUGAGACCUCUUGGCAUUGUGGUUGUUGUUGAUUUGAGGCUUCUGCGCGGGGACACGCCUAUCAUCCAUAGCGCUGUGACUCUCUGUCCCUGCGUCAUCAUGAAGCUGUACAGCCUCAGCGUCCUCCACAAAGGAGCGACAAAAUCCAACCUCCUUAAAUCUGCCUAUGACCUAUCCUCCUUUAGCUUCUUCCAACGCUCCAGUGUCCAAGAGUUCAUGACCUUCACCAGCGCCUUGAUUGUGGAGCGUUCUGCACACGGCAGCCGAGCCUCAGUCAAAGAACAAGAGUACCUGUGCCACGUGUAUGUGAGGAAUGACAGUCUGAGUGCAGUGGUGAUAGCAGACAGCGAGUACCCUCAAAGGGUCGCCUUCACACUACUAGACAAGGUGCUAGAGGAGUUCUCUAGACAAGUGGACAGCAUAGACUGGCCAUCUGGAAACCCUGAAACCAUCAACUACAAAGCUCUGGACAUCCACCUGGCCAAGUACCAGAACCCCAGAGAGGCAGAUGCUAUGACCAAAGUGCAGGCUGAACUGGACGAGACAAAGAUCAUUCUGCACAACACCAUGGAGUCUCUGUUGGAAAGAGGGGAGAAGCUGGAUGAUCUGGUGCAGAAGUCUGAACACCUUGGGAACCAGUCUAAAGCCUUUUAUAAGACUGCACGGAAGCAGAACUCAUGCUGCGAGGUCAUGUAAUGACUGUGAACUGUCCUCUUAGACACAUCUCUUGGCCUUUCUGCUCAUCCUACAACUCCCAUCAUGCCCCAGCCUCCAGGAGAUAGAAUGGCCUCCGCUCAGUCACUGGGAGGGCACAGAGGCAGUUGGGUGGGGGGGUUGGCAGUGGAAAUUAUUAUAUUUAUUUGCUUCAUUGUAACCUCUCAAAAGGCAUUGAGGUGGUUCAUAGCCAGCCAGGAUGUGGUCCAUCAAUAACGUGUUGUUUGUAUCUUUGGUGGUUUGUUCUUUGAAAAAAGGCUUAAAGUGUUUCCUGAAUUUCAGACUGUAUCAGAAUCUUGUGUUUUGAAGGAGGAGAGAUUAAGUUCUCAUGCUUGGCUUUAAAGCAACCCUGACAAUCUCGCUCUGUUCUAUGUAGUAACUCACAGCUAACGUUAAACAAGAGACUUCUGGAACCCAGGAUCUGCUGGUGUUCUCGUAAAGGUAUUGUAGUGUCGGUGUAUUUUCUUUUCCCACUAGAUGGUGCUGUUUCCUCACAUUCGUAGUUCAGGUAUAUUCAGUUACAUAUUUAAAGGGCCUCUGUAUCCUGGAGGAAUUAUAUUCUAUGUAUUGUGAUUUGGGGGAGCAGUGGCUGUUUGUAACUGGGUCUGAGACAUCAGAACUCCAUGAUCAAAUUGCUCAUUUCCACAGAAUGUUUUAGGGUAGUGAUUUAAUCGUAUUAAAUCAUGGGGGUUUUGUGGAGGCAUGUGAAAACUUUCCAGUUUUUGAUUGGUAUUGCUCGUGCAGAUGGGCUUGUUAAACUAAAUUGGGUAGCCUGUACUUAGAAAGCAGUGUGUAGUGAUGUCUAUAGACUCGUCUUGAGAUACUAAGCCUUAUUGAAUUAUGGGUUACAUUGAAGUCCUGCUGUGUAUGAGUAUGUGGUAUGAAAGGCAGGUCUUGCAGUGUCCUACUGGAGUUGCGCUGUAAUCCCUCCAAAGCUUUUUUAAAUUUUGUGUUUCACAGAGUAGG